GGCGUCCGCCUUGUGAUCCUCACCUCUCAACGAACGACAACGGUAAUUCCCUCCUCAGAGCUUUACGACCCUCGCCAAAGCGCCGCGUACUCCCUAUACACUUCUUUUCCCUUACCUGAAUUACCAACUAGAACCCGAUAGCCGGAGACGAGCACCCAGCCUCCAAACGACCUAUCCCGACCACAAGAUCCGGUUCACAUUACACUUGCCCGCCAUGGUCAAGCCAGUUGUUUCGGCGAUGAAUGCAUGGACAUGCGUGGUCGUGUCCGCUUUCGCCAUUGUAAUCCUCUCCGUCAUAGGCUCACUAUUCAAAUCGGAACACCACAUGGUCAUGGGCUCGGAAGACGACCCCAAAGAUGGCGGAGCAGUAGCAGGUGCUGUCUUCGGUGCUGUGUUUAUAUACACUGGAUUCUUCGUCUUCUGCGGUUUCCAGGCCUUCCUGCACUACAGAGAAAGCCGACGCGGCGCGAUAAGUUUGUCAUAGGCAGUCUCUCCUAUACGAUCCGUCCACCCUCUCAUGUACGGGGCGACGAUGGGGGAGUUGGAGGCGCAACCGCCCGAUAUGGAUUCGCAGCCCAAGGUUGGUGCUUUCGCACUAAGGUAGAUUUGUGUUAUAUCACCGGUUGGGAGGGCAUACGGCGUUACAACGGCACUUUCUUACGGGGUUACGUAGAUUUGAACUGCGGACUUGGGGCCGCAGGAUAUAUAGUUCGGUUUAUGUAUGUUUAGCCUUGA
Molecule: messenger RNA, 735 nt
Organism: Westerdykella ornata
Lineage: Eukaryota; Fungi; Ascomycota; Dothideomycetes; Pleosporales; Sporormiaceae
Exons: 4
Coding region: 239-484 (81 amino acids)
Source: RefSeq, a predicted model, not a curated record